Trichoderma virens Gv29-8 is the source of this 2598-nucleotide messenger RNA. RefSeq names its product glycoside hydrolase family 3 protein. Lineage: Eukaryota; Fungi; Ascomycota; Sordariomycetes; Hypocreales; Hypocreaceae. The coding region runs from base 1 to 2598 and encodes 865 amino acids. The transcript is spliced from 5 exons. Gene Ontology annotation, biological process: glucan catabolic process. The record is from RefSeq and is a predicted model, not a curated record. Gene Ontology annotation, molecular function: beta-glucosidase activity.
AUGUUGUCAAAUUCAAUCAUCGCCGUUGGCGUUCUCCUGACGGGCGUUGCCUCUGGCCAAGUGACCUCCCCGCCAAAGUAUCCUUCGCCAUGGAUCAACGCGGACUUCAACUGGGAGGACCCUUCUCCCGUUCCGACCAACGGUCGAACUUGGGCACAAGCCUAUGAUAAGGCUGUCCAGUUUGUCAGUCAACUCACUCUUCUGGAGAAGGUGAACCUCACUACUGGUGUAGGAUGGGAGGGCGGAAAGUGUGUGGGAAAUACAGGAUCAAUUCCUCGACUUGGAUUUCCAGGUCUCUGCAAUCAAGACUCGCCCCUUGGAGUUCGUGAUACGGACGAAAACUCCGCCUUCCCAGCUGGAGUCAAUGUGGCGGCAACCUGGAGCCGGAACCUGAUGUAUGCCCGAGGUGCGGCUAUGGGAGCUGAGCAUCGGGGGAAAGGCGUGGAUACGCAAUUGGGACCUGUGGCAGGACCUAUUGGCCGUACGCCUGAGGGUGGUCGAAAUUGGGAAGGUUUCAGCCCUGACCCAGUGCUCACUGGAGUUGGCAUGGCUCAGACGGUUCAGGGAAUUCAAGACUCUGGUGUAAUUGCCUGUGCAAAGCAUUUCAUUGGGAAUGAGCAGGAGCAUUAUCGUCAAGGUGGCGCUUCCCAGAAAACGAACGGACAGAACAACAAGCAAGCAGAAUCCUCCAACAUCGAUGACGUUACGCUACAUGAGCUAUAUCUCUGGCCCUUUGCGGAUGCGGUUCGGGCUGGAGUAGGGUCCAUCAUGUGCUCAUACAACCAGGUCAAUAACAGCUACGCAUGUCAAAACAGCUAUAUGCUGAAUUACAUUCUCAAAGAGGAACUGAAUUUCCAGGGUUUUGUCAUGAGCGAUUGGUGGGCACAGCAGUCUGGUGUUGCCAGUGCCCUGGCUGGUCUUGAUAUGACCAUGGCCGGAGAUCAGGGUCUCGCGUCUGGCAACACUUACUGGGGAAGCAACCUUACCGCCGCUGUUAUUAACGGAACUAUUCCCCAAUGGAGACUCGACGACAUGGUUGUGCGAAUCAUGACUUCUUAUUACAAGAUUGGUCGCGAUGUUACCAAAGUCCCAGUCAACUUUGACUCUUGGAGUUUGGAGACCACUGGGCCACAGUACGCGCAGGACCCGAAUAACAGACUUACGACCAUCAACCAGCACGUCAAUGUGCAAGCCAAUCACAAGAAACUCAUUCGGCAGAUUGGUGCCGCCUCAACGGUUCUUCUCAAGAAUACUAAGAAGGCGCUCCCCUUGAAGAAACCCAAGAGCAUUGCCGUCAUUGGAAACGAUGCCCAUGAUAACCCAGCCGGUCCCAAUGCAUGCAGUGACCGAGGCUGCUCUAACGUCAAGAACGGCUAUCCCAUCUGGACCCUCGCCAUGGGUUGGGGAAGUGGCACUGCCAACUUCCCGUAUUUGAUUAGUCCCGUUACUGCUCUUGCUGCUCAGGCCCAGAAGGACCGGACCGGCUUCAGAAACGUGAGCGACAACUUUGAUACAAAAGCCAUCAUAAAGGCAGCUUCAGGUGCUGAUGCUGCUAUCGUCUUUGUCAACGCUGAUAGCGGCGAAGGCUACAUCACUGUCGACGGCAAUCAGGGUGAUCGAAACAACCUCACCGCCUGGGGUAACGGCGACGCAGUGGUCUCACUGGUUGCACAGCAUAACCCAAAUACCAUCGUUGUCAUGCACACUGUAGGACCCAUCAUUGUGGAAGCCUACAAGAACAACCCUAAUGUUACUGCCAUUCUCUGGGCUGGUCUCCCUGGCCAAGAGUCAGGUAACUCCAUCACCGAUGUUCUCUAUGGCAAGGUCAACCCCCAGGCCAAGUCUGUCUUUACCUGGGGCAAGGAUCGUAGUGACUGGGGCACUGAUGUCGUCUACACAACCGCCGAAGAUCCCUUACAGAUCCCGUAUACCGAGGGAACCUUCAUUGACUAUCGUCAUUUUGAUGCCGCUGGUAUUGAACCAAGCUAUGAGUUUGGCUUUGGCCUCAGCUACACCACAUUUACCUAUUCUGAUCUUCGGGUUGUCAAACAUAAGGUCCGCAAGUAUACCCCCAACAAGGGCAAGACCUCAUCUGCACCCACGCAUGGAACUAUCAACAAGAAUCCUGCAGCAAACGAGUUCCCUAAGAACAUUGAUCCAAUUCACCUCUACGUCUACCCAUACCUUGAGGGUCCCGUUCCUGAGGGGCAGCCGGAAGACGUCCCUGCAGGAUCUCAGGAUGGGUCGCCCCAGAAAGUCGCCCCGGCUGGUGGCGCUCCUGGUGGAAACCCUGGCUUGUACGAUGUUCUCUAUACUGUCACGGCCCAAAUCGAAAACACUGGAAAAGUGACGGGUACCGAAAUUCCGCAGCUAUAUGUGAGCCUGGGUGGCCCAAGUGAUCCUGUCCGUGUUCUGCGAGGAUUUGAUGAUAUUGAGAUCCUUCCUGGCCGAUCUGCCACCGUCACCUUCCAGUUGACAAGACGUGAUCUGAGUAACUGGGACCCGUCAAGCCAGAACUGGGUUAUCUCUGAUUAUGCCAAGACUGUCUAUGUAGGAAGCUCUUCAAGGACUUUACCCUUGAGCCAGGUUCUUCCUUAG